This is a messenger RNA of Chilo suppressalis (striped riceborer), 10724 nucleotides long. Lineage: Eukaryota; Metazoa; Arthropoda; Insecta; Lepidoptera; Crambidae. The record is from the annotation of a GenBank genome assembly.
GGAGUGAGAAUAUUUACUAGUAAUUCUGAUUAGAAAAAUCUUAACACUGUUUUAUCACACUAUGUUUUCAACCUGCAAAUUUGCAAUGGGUACCUAACCCGUGGCUGACGUUUAAUUUUAUUUAUUUAUAUGAAAUAAAUUGUACAGUUUAUAGUGAUAAGAAUCAUAAUUGUGUUUAUUUUUAUCGAUUUUUAAUAAAUAUAGUUCAUGAUUAAGAAAUAAUGUCCUUCGAGUACUUGCCCGUGGCUGAAGACGAAAACGAAGAACCCAUAGAACUACCUAUCGAGGAAGAUGGGACUCUGAUGUUAACAACAGUCUCAGCACAGUUUCCUGGCUGUUGUGGACUGAAGUAUCGCCAUCCAGAAACGAAAAAUAUCCGUGGAAUAAGAUUAAGAGAUGGCAGGUUGUAUCCUCCCCCAGAAGGAUGGGGAACUCAUUUGUAUAUUUGCAGUUUCCCUAAAGAAAACAAACGCAAAUCGGGUGAAAAUUCCGAAACGUCCUUGAUAAAAAAUAAAAGGAAUGACAACUUAUGCUCUGAUUUGAUUGUACUUGGUUUACCAUGGAAAGCAACUGAACAAACUGUUCGUGAGUAUUUCGAGAAAUUUGGAGAAGUUUUAAUGGCGCAGCUCAAAAGAGAUCCGAAAACAGGAAUGUCUAAAGGUUUUGCUUUCAUACGUUUCGCUUCUUAUUCAUCUCAAAUAAGAGUGUUAGCUCAAAGGCACAUGAUUGAUGGGCGAUGGUGUGAUGUUCGGAUACCAAACUCUAAAGAAGGCUCUGUUACAUCUAUGCCUUGUAAAGUGUUUGUUGGACGAUGCACAGAAGAUUUAACAGCAAAUGAUUUGAGAGAAUACUUUUCACAGUUUGGUGAAGUGACAGAUGUUUUUAUUCCAAAACCAUUCAGAGCUUUUAGUUUCAUAACAUUUUUGGAUCCAGAAGUAGCACAAAGUCUCUGUGGCCAAGAUCAUAUUAUUAAAGGUGUUUCUGUGAAUGUAUCAAAUGCGUCUCCUAAACAAAAUAAGGGUGGAGCAAACCAAAGGAAUUUACCUAGCAGAAACUAUGAAGAAGGACACCCACACAAUAUCUCUAAUAAUAACUCUUGGAGUAGCCGUAAUAUGGAUAUGGUAAAUAUGCAAGCUCUUGGUAUGUCUGGUCAGCAUGGGCAGUCUGCAGUAGCUGGUGGAGGUGGGCAAGCUCAAGGUGGGAGUAUGCCAUUAGGAAUGGGUGGCUUGCCUGUGAAUCAAGCCUUAGUUGCAGCGGCCCUCAACCAAGCUGGUUGGGGACUAAUAAACAACAUCCCAUCAGGAGGAUCCGAACAAGGUGCAUUUGCUGGUCCAGCCUCAUCUGCUCCACCUGGUCCACCUAACUUCCUGUCGUGGAUGCAACAAGGUACUUCAGCUCAGGGUCCUUCUAGUCAAUGGGGGCAAAGACACCAAUCCCAGGGCCACUCUGUUUGAUCCAAUAUCUGAUUUGACAAGCUCAUGAUAAUCACUGUGAUUGUAGCAACAAUUAGAUAAAAUUAUCAUUUUGUUUUUAACUAUUAUACAAAUGGGUUGUUCUGCGGGUGAAGAGUGGUUAACCUACUUGUUUGCUACAGAUGUUAUUUAUUUAUUGGAUUUCAGGAACUGCUUGUGUUUUGUUGAUUUUUUCUUUAUACAUACCUCUUUAAAUAAUUAAAAUAAUAGACGGAUGGUGUAGUAAUUAAUGAAUUGGACAUAUAUAUACCUGAAAUGGUAGAUAACUAUGUAUGUUUAUAAUUAAUAUAAAUGUUGUGCUUUUAUUUGUCAAUUCACUUUUUGAAAAUGGCCUUAAAUCUACUAAUUAGUCGCAAUAUUAUCUAAUCAGAUUGUUUUACGUUCCACCACUGGAAUAUGCUAUUAUAACAUUUUAUUUUAUUAACAGAAUCAAAGUAUUCAACAAAAAGAUCAAUCUUGCUUCAAUUUUAAAAUAAAUGUGUUAUUUCUACAUGGUAAUAUUUAUAAUGGGAUUGGAAGUAUACAUACACUCUGAGGUUAAUACAUUUAUUAUUAUAAGGUAAAGCAACAGAUAAUAAUUUAAUAUUUGUCAUUAUUUUUGCACAGUAUUGUGUUACAUAAGAAUAUUCUGACAGCUUCACUUUACACUUCACUUCAUGAUUGCUAUCAUUGUAAAAUUGCCCUCUUAUUUUUCUGGGUAAAACCCAAGAAAUAAAAAGUGUGAUUUUGUCAGAUAAGUACUAAUAUUACUGUCUACAAUAAUUUAAUAUUGUUAUUGCAUUAUGAAUAGGUGUAAAUUGCCUAUUUUUUCUAUAUUUAAAUAACAAUCAUUCAAAAACCUUUCAAAAAUUAGAACCUAUUAACAUUUUUUAUCCCAAGUAUAUCUGACAUGAUUGAUAAGAAAAACACAGUUUUUGUCAUAUUAUUAUAUCAGUGGCAGCUUGGUUAGAUUAGUCCUUGGCUUUGAUAGUAUCCCUUACAGCUGGUACUUGGAGACUUUUGUUAGAAUUGAUAUAAACCAACUGACUAUAUUUCUAUACCACUUUAUCGAUCUAGUGCUCAGGGUUUGACUUGAAAGUAUGACUAUCGCCAUUCAGCAUAUGAAGUACUAGACAAGAUCAUUAAAUGUUCCACAAAAUAAGUGAACACCAAACCUAAGGAGAACACCAAAUUUAUCUUUCCUACUCAGGUAAUACCAAGAUAUAUUAAACAUGUGCCAGAGUUAAUUUGAUCUGUUUUUAAUCUCUGCCAUUUUUUUAUAAUUUGUAUUUUAUUCACAACAAUCACAAACACAGCUUUAUAUACAAUUGAAUAUAACAAUUAUUAAAGCACACAGCUAAUGAGUGUUACUUUUAAUAGAAACUUAUUUAAUUUUAUUUACUAGAGUUUAGGCUCUAAAAAUUGAAAAACCUUUCUUGAGAAGAUAAUAAACCAUCUUUCAACUAACUAUUCUAAUUCUCAGGCGAUGAAGGAAAUAUAGUGUGCUGUUGCUUUUGCACAUACUUUUAUUAUAAAAAAAAAUAUUAGUACUCAUAAAAUAAGAACCUACAUGCACAAGACCUAUAGCUGGAAAACAAGAUUUCCUGUGUUUUGCUAUACAUGGUUCUGAGUCAAUAAGGAACCCUUAUAGUUUUGCUGUCUGUUCGCCGAUCCAUCUGCAGCUUAGCUCAGUGACUGUACUGUGAUGGCAAAUGGGUAUAUAAAUAAAUUAUACAUACAUAUUUAUUAGCCACUGAGAGAGGUAAAAUAAAAAAUUUUAACAAAAUUUUUAGGGUAACUUCUUAAUUUUUUUUGGCCUAUCUCGAGGUGUGGUUUGUCGUCAUAACGGUUUAAAAAAAUUUGUAAAGACAAUUUUUCUACGGAACCCAUCCAUCCAUAAACACCUUGCACUGGAAUCGCCGUACUGCAGCAAUAAACAAAAUCUUCAUAUAAAUAAACUUGCUUAGAGAAUGCAAUCCCGCAACAUAAUUUCAAACCAGGUAUUCAUGGGAUCUAGCCGGGAGGACUUAAAUUUUUCUAAUUAAUUCUAAUAAAGACCUUAAUUAAACAAAGCAUUUUCUAAAGCAUACCUUCUGAAUGGUAUUGACCAGGAUCAAUGUCAAUGGUUCUACGGCUUUAUAACAGUCUUAUCAUUAUUUAUAGGUUGCGGCCAACCCGAAGCGAGUUACAGGCACAACAAAUUUCAUUUUCACAUAUUUGAAACACUCAUGUUUUAUAGUGUUUAAUCAAAAAAUAACCCUGGGAUUGCUUUCUAAUUCAAUCAGUUUACAUAUUUAAAAAAUACCUUAAAUUGGCAGAGUAUAAUAUAUUUUCACAAGUUUUGCAAGGGAAUACUGAUUUUUCGUCCAUAUGCGCCUUGAAUUUACACGUAUGAGGCCAGGACUCCACCAAAGCAGAAAUGUGUGCGGUGUGCUGUGCAAGAAGAGAUGUUUUUCAGCUCGGGGGACUCCACCAAAGCGGAGAUGUGUUCUGUGUGCUAUGCGAGAAGAGAUGUUUUGUUGAGUGCUGGAGUGAGUUGCUGGCGGGCGAGAGGUCGUCCGCGCACAGCUCACAUCUCCGCUUCCAUCGCGCCAUACAAAUAUUACACAUCACCCCACAGCGAUCUCCACUGAAGCUGAGCGGAGAGAUGUGUCAAUAACACAAUUCUAUUGGUAGUUUAAAAAAACAUCUCUCCGCUCGUCUCGUCUCCGCUUUGGUGGAGUCCCGGCCUGAAACACGCUUCUCUGUAAUCCCGCCAGUCUGGACUCCCGCUGGCGGGAUCCCGGUAUUGCAUUCAAUAUCGUUGAUUGCAUUCCCAUAACUUGCUAUUAAACAUGAAGAGUGAAUUCUAAAAAUAAUGGUUGUUAUUUUAUUUCAUUUCUAAGCGUUAUUUGAUAGGUGGUUUAUUCGAUUUAUUUAACAAAAAAGUGAAGUUGCGAGUUGUCAGUAAUCAAAGAAAAACAAAGUAUAGCUCACUUGCCUUUGAGAUGUUGCUAAAAAAAAUAAUGUUUAAAAUAAUAGAUAUCGUCAGCAGCGUAAUGUAAUUAAUCAUAAUAGUUAAAUAUGUUUUUAAUUGAAGCUUUAUUUUAUUGAAUAUUAUUAUUUAAUAAAUUUAUAUUUACAUUUAAAUGUAAAAAAUAUAAAGCGAUGUUCUUUAUUACAUAUGGCAGAAUCAAAUUAUAAAACCUUUUUAGCUACCUACCUACCUCUGUUUUUUUGCCGUUCAGUCUGCUUACCUACUCAGUACUUAUUUGGAAACAUUAUGUAACAAUUUAAUUAAAAAAUCUGUAUCUUGUGGAAUAGAUAAAGGUCGCUUAUAAUCUGAAUCUGUUUCCAUUCGUUUGUAAAUAGGGUAGGGGGUAAAUUACUUAUAAUUUAUUAAACAUGACUCAAAUAUCUUAAUUCUGUUUGCCAUAGUCAAGAUAAAAUUACCAUUUGAUAGAAUUAGGAAACUUUUUUGUACAUUGAAUAGGUAUUAUGUUUGAACAACAGACUGUUGAAAGUUCAUACUUGUAUAUUGAAAAAAUAGAAAUCUAUUGAAUUGUUAUCAUUGUUUAUCAAUAAUGUUGAUUAUAAUAAAUUUAUUGCGUGUUUCCUCAGAUGGAUGUGGGUAUGAAACUUGGGAGACAGAUAUAUAUUUUUGUCGAGAUUGACUAGAAUAUUUUUGUGAAUAAGCAAUGUGGUAUUGUUUAUUGAAUGGUAGAUAAAUGUUAAAUGUGUGCACUGAUGCAAUAACCACUGUAAGCUUAUGACAGAAUAUAAGGACAGGCUGUACAAAUUUCCAAGACUGUAAAUAUGGAAACAAAGUGACGUCAUACGUUAGUAAUAAAAUCAGUCAUAAUUUAUAUGUAAUUAUUAGACUUGCAACCAUACAUUUUAAAUAGGAAAUACUGGUAUUGGUAUUGAAGCUGAAAACUAAUGAUAAUAUAUGACUAAGCUUACUGUAACGAGAUAAUUUAUAAACUACCAUACUCGGUAAAUAGAUGUCAAUUCUGGUUAAAUUUAAAUAUUGUGAUGAUAGUGUUCAUUAUUUAUUUUUUAAACAUAGUUAAGCAUACUGCUUCAAGUUAGUAUCGAUUUGGAAGUCAUCAUUAAUCAUUCUUCGAAACAAGAGUGCCUAUCUGGGGCAGAAACCCAGGUCUUGUAGAAAACCACAGUGAAAUAACACUACCUUUUGGUUGUGGUGGCAAUUUUCGUAACUGUGAAUGAGAACUCUGUUUCUAAAGCUCUAUGUGUAAGGGAUGUGGGCAGAGUAGAUAACGCAAGUGAUACUUUCGCAAGCGUCCAUAGCAUCUUUUACAUCUUUUGACUUAAUCUAUACUAAUAUUAUAAAGCUGCAGAGUUUGUUUGUUUGUUUGAACGCGCUAAUAUCUGGAACUACUGGUCCGUAAUUUUUUUUUUCAUAUUUAGGGAUCCGUAAUAAAAUUGCUAUUUUGUAACACAAGGUGUAAAAUCGAAAACCUAUUUUUGCGUGCGCUGCAAAAACUAUUGACAAUAGAACAAAAUGAUGUACUACGGGUUUGUAGAUCCCAUUAAGACCUACAAAAAAGUCCGCGAGAACAUAUAUCUAGCUAUCAUGGUUUAAUCACAAUAACCGAUUUUGUGUUCAAAAUAAUUAUUAAAUCGUCUGAAGAAAAAAAAAACUACGUUAAAUAUGUAUCGUUAUAUUAAAAACACAAACAACCUCUUGACUUUCACCCCUCUACCACCCAUAUUUUUAUGGCGAUACGAAGUUCGCUGGGUCAGCUAGUAAAUUUAUAAUCCACGUGUUUUAAUGCGAAUUUGUAAAAUAAAUUACGUUGAUGUUUGAGAAAAAAGUAUGACUAUCGCUGUUCACCAUAUUAAAUAAAUAAGUAGAACAAUAAAUUUGUAAAAUAAAGUAUAACUAGUAUGAAAAUAAAUAACUUUUAUUAAAAAGGUAGUAGGCACUCCGAAGUAAAUCCAUAAUAUUAUUAUUUCAAAGCAUUUAACAAAAUACGCCAUUGGAUGGUCCUACUGUUAUUUAAUUUUGCACCCUCCAACAUUAUUGUUGCAAGUCUAAUAAUAUCUAUUCUAAUAUUACAUACUGUAAUACAGACAGCCGUAGCUGUUAAAAAAAACUACGUAUUAGAUAAGUAUAAAGUCAUUUUGACAAAAUGUGUAUCAACACAGAAGCCUUAAGGACGUUCCCUGUUAUGAAGUACAAUACAAUCAAAGUUUUGGUAAUUUUGAUACAAUACGGUAUGAGAAAUCGAUUAUUCCACUAGAUUUGCACUUUAUUUGAUGUUAAAUCAAUGUCAUGUAAAAUAUCUGAUAAGAUUGAUAUGAACCAAGUUUAAUGUGUUAUAAUACUUAAAGCUUCGUUCAUAUUGAAGCGAAUCCCGCGCGGGACACGGGACGAUUGCGCCAGCUAACUUUUAUCCCACAUUCACAAUGUCGCGAAUAGUCGCGCUUGCUGUAGUGACAUGUACGCAGGAGAGUGUUUCCGAAUAUUUUUUUGUGCUGUUCUUGAUAAAACAUACAGUAUUCUUUUGCAUAUAAUAAUAUUUAUAAAAUCUUUUCGCAAGUGUGAAACUUAUCAAAUUCUAUGCGUGUGAGCAUUAGGUGCGGGAUCCGCCUGAAUUUGAACGAGGCUUAAUUCAUGAUGUCCGCAAUAUUUACCUACCUAUUAAGUUUAUUUAUAACUUAAAUAUUAUUUUCUCUAAGUGGAGGAAUUGGAUUUGGUUUUGUGUUAUUGUGUAUAAUGUGUUUCUUUUUGUUUGACUUUGUUGUUUUAUAAUAACUUAUUUCAAAUUAUCAUUUGUUUUGGUUCUAAUUUAUAUGCAUGUCAACGGUAUUAAUUGUAAGAAUUUAAGUGUGUUUUAUGUUAGUGGUAAUAGGUUAUGUUUUCAAACAUGUAGGUAACAUACAAAGUCAAUUUCAAUCUAAAUAACGUAACUAACAUAAAUGUCCACUCAGGACAGUAUUGAACUUAUAUAGAUUUAUAUAUAGAUAGGUAAUUUGGAAAUGGCAUAUAGAGUCGAGUAUUUCUCAUUAAUUAACUUUCUUUCUAUUUGAAGUGAAUUGUAAAUAAGUUUAAAAUUAAAUUUCUAAAUAGCUCCAAUAGCUCACAACUUGAAUGUAAUUUCUAAUUUACUUAUCUUAAAAUCUAAGCUUUUCACUUUUAUGGUUUUCAUAGUGUCACUAAAACUUCCAUCUGAUUCUAUGCGCUAUCACUCUAGCUGCUUAAUCAAUAAUAAUGUGCAAUAACUAUUAAAUUGUGACCAAACUUUUAUUUUUAAACGAAGUAAUAUGGUGCAUUAUUAAUGCACUUAAAUAUUGAGAAAUGAAUAAAUAUAAUUAAGCCCAAACACUUUUAAAAUUUGCAUUGAAACAAUAAAAUAAAAUGCUUUUCUCUAUAUUAUUUUAAACAUAUUAAAGGAAAAUGUGUUAUUCGCUGUAAAGUGAAGUAGUAAAAUCGUCGCCAGUUAAAUGUUAGAAAACAAUAAUUAAAAAUGUAAAUACAUCGGAUUGAAAUAAAGUGACGACGUACUUAAUUUUAAUAAAAUACUUAUUACCUACCUAUUAAUUUGUCCAAUAUAUUUGCAAAAGGCGAUAAGUUAAAAUGAACUUGCAAAAUACCUACCUACCUAGAUUUGUGUCUUUUAAAUAAUUUAAAUGCCAUACCUAUUACUUACGUUUCUACAGCUUUUUUUGGAAAUAUGCUUACUAAUUCUUAUACAAGGUUAAUAUUUUGCAAAAAUAAAAAAUGACUGUGCAUUGAUAGGGAGGUACAAAUGUUACCCUAAUACCAAGCCUUAUUAUUAAUUAACACAGGGUUGGAUAGUACAGCGUUGUCGUGUGCGUCAGUGUUGACUUCAAUAUACCAGCUUGAAUAUUUUGAAGUCAGUCCGCUCUCCCGCCACCCACGCUAACAGUAACUGCAGAGUUGGACGGCAUCUAUACUCGGUUAUAGCCAUUGAUAGCUGAUUUACACUGGUCUAUAAAGGUCUUCGGAGAACUGACUCAUAUUGCUUACAUGCAAAUAAUAAGUAGCAAUAGCACGUAGUCUUUGAGGAAAAAUCAAUCCGGGAAUCGCCAGAAGUUUCAACUAUAGUUCAAUGUCUUGAAAAAAUAAAAUUCUAUUAGUAAGAUAAUAGGAGUUGAUGGAAAUUUUAGAAAAAGAGAUACUUACAUAUCUAUAAGAAAAUAAAAUAUACAGUCGAACACAGAACCUCCUCCUUUUUUGAAGUCGGUUAAUGAUUUUAAUUUUUAUAAGAAAAUAGAGCUAGUUUCUAAUGUAUUGUAAACUAAUAAUGAUUUGAUGAUGCUGUGGAGUAAAAACUGGCUUUGAGAUUAACGCCAAAGAGUUUAGGACGAAUAUUUACUGAUCAACGGCUGACUUGACUUGUCGAAUAGAUAGAUAAAGCCAGUACAGCUGGCGAGGGUAAUGAGGGAGUAGAUAUUGCCUAAAAAUAAAAUAUUUAAGCGGGAAUAUUGAAGUCAAAUCUGACGCGACAGCGCUUUACUAACUCCAAAUCAUUUUACUCUUAAGUAUUGGAUCUCGACUGAUGACUUGAAAGUCAGUAAAUACCCUGUGUACCUCAGGCUUUAUGUACAAUAAGCGAUUUAGCUAAAUAAACCCUUGUUCUGUUUAGGUGAAAGGAAAAUUCUCGAGGUGCUCUGCGUCAUGGCUUUUGUAUGAUCAUGUGCGCAAUGGCUGUAAGAUAUGAAAUAUUUGAGAAGAUUCUGUAAAUUAAUGAUUGUCUAUUUAUUGUCAGAGUGCAGUGUCGUGUUGAAAACUUGUGUUUUAAUGUGGCGUAAACUUAUUGUAAAUAACACAAAUAGUGAAAUGAUUGUGAUCAACUGGUGUGUGUCUAUUUAACUAAUCAGGGGGCCAUUCACCGAACGGAAAUGCUUUGGAAAACGCUAACGCUUUCGAUUUUAUUUUGUUAUUUCUGACCGCCGAAGGUUUGUAAAUACCUCACGCUCAUUUUUUUUAAUAUUGUUAUUACCAAUGCAAAAGGAAAAAAAGAGCGCGAGGCAUUUGAAGACCUCAGGCGGCUAGAAAUAACAAAAUAAAUUAGUAAGCGUUAUUAUUUCCAAAGCAUUUCCGUGAAGCGAAUGGCCCCCUGUUCUUUAAUUAAAGCGUGUAAAACUGCAUUGUGUAAAAAAAUUGUCAUUAACAUAGCGGCCGCACUCAGAUAUAUCAGUUACUUAGUUUGAGUAAAGUACUAAAAUAAUAACACGCAUUACCAACAUUUAAUUGACCAUACGUUUCCGAGUGCGGCUGUGAGUAGGUAUGUAACACGGUACAAUAUGUGUAGGACCACAAAACAUCAAGCUACCCCGCAAAAUGACAUUAAUUAUGAAAUUUUAUUUGAACUUGUACAGUUGAAGAUUAGAGAAUUUUAUCGUUUUGUCUUUUCCUAUGUGGCAAACUAUUGUCUGUGUAAAGUAUAUUAAUUAUACAUUUCCUUAUUACGCAAGUCUAGCUAAACAUCAAUCUAAAUUUCAAUUGUUUCUAUAGGUAUUUUAAUUUUUAUAAGUCAAUAUUGGUGUCGAUUCUGCCAGAGUUCUCUAAACUUAAAACUAAAUUUAACACCAGUCUCUCCUUUUCAUUCUGUAUAGAGAAUGACAGGGAUACACUGUUGUCAUAAUUAAGUUUAGGUAUGGAGAAUCAUCCCAGAAUCGAAACAAUUGUAUUGAUUUAUUUAAUUCAUGAAAAUGCAUCUUCAGCUAAUUACCAUUUCUUGAUGACACUUUAAUGUUAAUAAUAAUGUGGCCAUGGCGCUAUUCAGCACUGUCAAGUUUAUGGGCUAUUACACCUGGUCCGACCAACAUGUGGCCCUGGUGGGUCCAGGGGUAAUUUGUUUUACCCGUUGUCCUACCGUUCUGAAAAAUGUUCGCCAGUGGGUUUACGGGUAUUCUGUUUUUACCAUGGUCCCACCGCACUUAGUAGCAAACAUUAAUUAAAAUAUAGCUAUUUUGUUUGCAGAACACUGUUCAGAACGAUAGGACAACGGAUAAAAAAAAUACUCUUGAACCGAUCAGGGGGACAUGUUGGUGGGACCUGGGGUUAGCCCAAGCCAAAGUUUAUGCGUGUUCUAAUAAAGUUACAAAUUACAACUUUUGCACUGUAAUAUUUGAUGAUUAUGCACAUCCUUGUCAUUUGCUGCUCCGCCGUGAUAUUAAAAUGACUAAAUACCAAUGUGCUAGGCGUAUUCUACAAUAUUUAUAAUGAUUGUAAAUUUUGAGUGUGAAUAAUGAAUACAUAUUGACAUGAAUUCAUGAAAUAAAAUUUAUUUAGCGUUG